AUGGUGUAUGUCGACUCAAAGGAUGAAGACGACCAGACCCCUCUCUUUGCCGCUGCUAAGUAUGGUCACCAAGAUGUGGUCCAAUGUCUCCUUGAUACUGGAAAGGUGGAUAUCGAAUCAAAAGAUAAAGAUGGCCUGACUCCUCUUGUUUCAGCUGCUCUAGGUGGCUAUAGAGGUAUAGUCCAGCUCCUUGAUGCAGGCAGCUCGAUUACACAAGACGAAAAAUGUCGGACACGUCUUUCAUACGUCGCCGAGAAUGGGCAUCUGGAUGUCCUCGAGAUGCUGAAUAAUUCCAUGGAGAUUGAUGUUAAUGCAGAAGAAAAUCUCAACCAAAGUGCCCUUUCUUGGGCAGUCUGA
Molecule: messenger RNA, 357 nt
Organism: Penicillium chermesinum
Lineage: Eukaryota; Fungi; Ascomycota; Eurotiomycetes; Eurotiales; Aspergillaceae
Product: ankyrin repeat domain-containing protein
Exons: 1
Coding region: 1-357 (118 amino acids)
Molecular function (GO): protein binding
Source: RefSeq, a predicted model, not a curated record